Cicer arietinum (chickpea) is the source of this 815-nucleotide messenger RNA. RefSeq names its product photosynthetic NDH subunit of lumenal location 2, chloroplastic. Gene Ontology annotation, cellular component: chloroplast; photosystem II; extrinsic component of membrane. Gene Ontology annotation, molecular function: calcium ion binding. Gene Ontology annotation, biological process: photosynthetic electron transport chain; photosynthesis. The record is from RefSeq and is a predicted model, not a curated record. NCBI's taxonomy places the organism in Eukaryota, Viridiplantae, Streptophyta, Magnoliopsida, Fabales, Fabaceae.
UACACCAUUCAAAAAUCAAAACUCUCACACCAUACCUACAUUUUGAUACACAAAUUAUCCACACACAAAAAAAAAUGUCUAGCUUCACUCAUGCUACUACACUACUCCAUGCUCACAUCAAAACCAAACACAAAACCACUUCAAAAAAUUCAAACAACAACCCUUUACCUCUUAACCAAAAUGUAACCAAUAGAAGGAAACUAAUUUCAACAUUUCUAGCCACAUCAAUACUUGGAACAAAUGUUAGCACAACACCAAUAGCACAAGCACAAAAUUGGGGCACACGUUCUUUCCUCAAAGAACAUUUUUUUGAGCCAGGGCUUUCCCCUGAAGAUGCAGUUGCAAGGAUAAAACAAACAGCUGAAGGGUUACAUAGUAUUAGGGAAAUGUUGGAAACUAUGUCUUGGAGAUAUGUUAUGUUUUAUAUAAGAUUAAAACAGAACUACCUUGGACAGGAUUUGAAAAAUGCUCUCUCUACUAUGCCUGAAAAUCGUCGCAAGGAGUAUGUUAAAAUUGCUAAUGAGUUGGUCGACAACUUGACUGAGAUGGAUCGUUAUGUUCGGUCGCCAAAGGUAUAUGAAUCCUAUGUAUACUACGAGAAGACGUUGAAAUCAAUAGACGAACUUGUGGCUAUGUUAGCAUAAUAAUGCAAGAUUGAAGCUGCAGCAGGGUAUUUGGAAUUCUAAUUGUAUAAAAACAUCUUGACAUUUUUUUUUCUGAAUUUUGGAUUUUGAAUAUUAAACAUAUAUAGAAGGUUUAUUUUAGAAUGUUAUUAAACAUAUUAUAUAUGUAAAUGUUUGUAUUAGAACAUGCAA